Messenger RNA from Pocillopora verrucosa, 1005 nucleotides. NCBI's taxonomy places the organism in Eukaryota, Metazoa, Cnidaria, Anthozoa, Scleractinia, Pocilloporidae. The record is from RefSeq and is a predicted model, not a curated record.
AUGAUUCCACCUGAACAAAUUGCUCAUGAUAAACCCGAAUGGUACCUCCCAUUGCAAGCAGUGUUUACGCCAGAAAGAACCACAAAAGUUCGACUAGUCUUUGAUUCAUCUUCAAAAGGUCAUGAUGGAUUGUCCCUCAACGAUUACCUUGAGAAAGGACCUAACUUCAUCAAUAGUCUUCUGGAUGUACUGGCAGCAUGGCGAUGGGACGAAGUGGCGUUCACUGGUGACGUUCGUAAAAUGUUCAACCAAAUCCUGGUACAUCCUGAGGAUCAGGUGUACCACAGGUUUCUUUGGAGGAGCAACACACGUGACAAACCAACUGUUUACCAGUGGCUAAGACUGAACUUUGGUGAUAAACCGGCCCCUGACGUCGCAACUAAUGCUAUCAACACGCUAGCCAAGCUUUCGAACGCAGAAUUCCCGGAAGCUGCAGGAGAAAUCCGACAGCAUGUGUACGUGGAUGACAUCGGUGGCUCCAGAGAAACAGUAACCAAGGCAAAGCAGAUUAUCAGCCACAUCGACGCUGUCCUCGCGAAAGGCAACUUCCAGAUCAAAACUUGGCAUUCCAAUGAGGCAGAAAUCGACCAAUCCAACGGUGAACGGUUCACGGAUCUUCUCGGCCUAAGCUGGGAUAAACAGCUAGACACGUUCACCUUCAAAAAGAAUGACCUCGGAGAACUGGAUGUCCUGACAAAGAGGCGCUGUUUAGGUCUUGUUGGUCAGUUAUGGGACCCCAUCGGUCUUGUGCUGCCCGUUGCAAUCAAGUUCAGAAUUGACCUGCAAGGAUUAUGGAGUUCAGGUUACAGCUGGGACGACAUCCUUCCCGAGAGUAUUCAGCAAACAUGGUUAGAGAAUGUCCAGUCCAUAAAUGAUCUCCUGUCAUUUCAGUUUGACCGCAAAUUCACAGAUUCUCCGAUGGUGGUGAGCAGGCUUAUGGUGCGGUCAUCUUCCUGCGGUGGAAACUUGCUGGCGGAGACUAUCGUAGUGUUCCAGUCACGAUAA